Coregonus sp. 'balchen' is the source of this 5143-nucleotide messenger RNA. The record is from the annotation of a GenBank genome assembly. Lineage: Eukaryota; Metazoa; Chordata; Actinopteri; Salmoniformes; Salmonidae.
AUGAUUGGGCUCAGGAUUUGGGGUGCCUUUGGUCGGUGUGUGCGGCUUCCUUUUCUCGCACCGUGCACAUUGCUGCUCUGCUUUCUGAUUCCAGAAUGUCUCUCCCACCCGCAGCCCUGUCAGAUUCUCAAACGGAUCGGUCACACGGUGCGCGUUGGGGCUCUGCACUUACAGCCGCGGCUCUUCCGUCACGAUCCCACCUUCAGGGGCAAGAAAGAACCCCUUGUCCCCGUGGAUGAAUGGGACACGGACGGAGGCUCGAGGGAGGCAGCGGAGAGACAGUUGGAAAAGAUUAGCAAAAGUGUUAAUGACCACGGUUUACGCAGCCUACGGACUAAAGGCACGGGGAACAACCAACACAGAGACCGGGGGACUAAAAGUAAAAAUAUGUACAAACAGGUGGAGAGUGAGAGUCGUGUGUUCAUGCCGAGGGACUCUAUCAUAUUAGCCAUGGAGACGUUGAACCGCAUGGUCGGUCUGUUACCAUAUAAUCUCUCACUGGAGGUGGUGAUGGCUGUGGAAGCGGGGCUCGGGGAAUUACCCGCUUUCUCCUUCUCGUCUUCCUCUGUGUGUGAAGACCCCAUGUCGUUUCUACAGAGUGUUUGUCAUACUGUUAUAGUCCAAGGAGUUUCUGCUAUGAUGGCUUUUCCUCAGACCAGGGACGAACUGGUGAAGUUGGAAUUCAUCGCGUCAGCUCUUCAGAUUCCCGUCAUCAGUGUUGUCCAGAACGAAUUCAAACGGCAGAGUAAGGUAGGUGACAAUCUCUGUAUAAACACACUACACCUGUGCAUAAACACGGGUGUAGUAUUGGGCACAAUGUCGUCUCACCUAUUUCUGGUGCAUGAACGGAACAGAGCGCUUAGAAACUAGACGCUAGAACAACGAAGAGUUGAGGAAGGAACGCCGUGUGUUCAGCACCACGGACAGCGCAGCACGCUGCUUUAGGGAUCACAAUGCCACCUUAAAUGUUGAUAUGUUUCUUUCCCUGUCCUUCCUGUGUGACGUAAGUAGCUACAUUCACAAUCACACUCCAUGAACAAUCUACCCACGAAUGGAACAAUAUCUGCCCAAACAAACAAUAUCUGCAUAAACAAAUAAGAAAACAAAUUAGCAUAAAUGGCAGGCUAUAUUAUUAGAAGAUUCAAUGAUAUGCUAUAUCCACAAUUGUAAGGUCGACCUAUGAAUGUAGCUAUCUCUCAGACAAAAAACAUCCUGUAGAACAUCCGCAUAGCUCCACGUUGCGACAGUAACACAUGGCACCACCUCAUCACAUCUGCAGAUAUUGAUUUAAACACAAAUGAACAUCAACUCUUCAACAGGUGCAUUUCUCUCCAAAGCCAAUAUUGAAUUAAACACAUGGCGUAAUUUCCUGUAUGUCUCAUAAGUUAUAAUGUUACAUAUGGGUGUAAAUGUCAAAGUGAACAACCAAUAAUAUGGUAAAUAAUAUAAAAAAUACUUCCCCUCCCCCUCAGACACGCACGCAGGCACAAGCACGCGCACGCGCACGCACACACACAGAGAGGGAGAGAACCCUAACCUCGCUCCCCUUGUAACUCCCUCAGCAUGAAUAACUAGAGCCUAGAGAACUACAAAAUAUGCCAAUUAGGCCUUUCGAAAGGUUCACUGUUGGAAUACAAACCAAUGCUAACUGAAAUAUCAUUAGGCCUGUAAUGAAUUCAUGCUUGAUUUGUAAAUGCAGGCCUUACAUUCACAAUACAUUCGAGACGGACGUCGGAGCGGAAAACAACGUAAUUAAAAAGGGAGUGUGAGUAUAGAGUGAGUAAAGGAAAUUACAUUUAUUCAACUGAUGAGACGAACAUUGGAAUUAAAAACAGCUAAAUUAGCGAAAUUGAGGAUGAAACAUCAGUGUGUGAAGUGAAUGAAGAUCACAUGACUGAGGAAAAUAUUGUCGUGGCAGAACAGAACCUUGCAGUGGUUGAGGACAAUAUUGAAGUGAGUGACAAUCAGGAGCCUUUUGAGAAACGAAAAAAAUGUCUGAAAUUGUUGGAAACAUUGAACAGUUUGAUGGAAGUAUUGAGCAGUGGCGCUCAGACAGAACGGUCUGAAUUGUGCAUACAUUUUUUUUUUUUUUGUGUUAUGGGGGCAGGGACAUUUGGUUUGCUACGAAACCCGCUACAGCCAAGACAGGCCAGGUCAUAAAACGUAUGGGGAUAUUGUUUCACUCCGUAGCCCACACACUAGUCUUUCUCUGAAGGUGUACUUUAGAACAGCGUUAAACUCACAGUGCUCUGAUAGUUUAUUUAAUGCAGCCGCAAACAUUAUCACUGAUUCUCCCUCUUCCUGAUUUGUUCUGUGGAACCUAAAAUCUUUUAGCAAUAACUGGUAGAUUUGGUGAAAUAUUUCCUUUCAGUAUUUCCACAGCACAAUACAGUAGAGUCCAGUAGAGUAGUGGGUCCAUGGAACAAGAGGAGGCCGUCACACUGAAUACACCGACUUGCUGGGGGGCCGCACGGCUACUAUGUCUCUGCCUUACUAGAGGGGAAACUGGUGCGUAUGGAGAGCGACACAAGACUACAGUGCAUUCGGAAUGUAUUCAGACCUGUAUUCCAUUGAUUUUUUUUCUUAAUUUAAAGCAAAAACAGGUUUUUAGACAUUUUUGCAAAUGUGCAAAUGUAUUAAAUGUGUAAAAAAAACAAAAAACGUUUUAUAUACAUAAGUAUUCAGACCCUUUGCUAUGAGACUCAAAAUUGAGUUCAGGUGCAUCCUGUUUCCAUUGAUCAUCCUUGAGAUGUUUCUACAACGUGAUUGGAGUCCAUCUGUGGUAAAUUCAAUUGAUUGGACAUGAUUUGGAAAGGCACACACCUGUCUAUAUAAGGUCCCACAGUUGACAGUGCAUGUCAGAGCAAAAACCAAGCCAUGAGGUCGAAGGCACAGAUCUAGGGAAGGGUACCAAAAAAUGUCUGCAGUAUUGAAGGUCCCCAAGAACACAGUGGCCUCCAUCAUUCUUAAAUGGAAGACGUUUGGAACCACCAAGACUCUUCCUAGAGCUGGACGCCCUGCCAAACUGAGCAAUCAGGGGGAGAAGGGCCUCGGUCAGGGAGGUGACCAAGAACCCGAUGGUCACUCUGACAGAGCUCCAGAGUUCCUCUGUGGAGAUGGGAGAAACUUCCAGAAGGACAACAAUCUCUGCAGCUCUCCACCAAUCAGGCCUUUAUGGUAGAGUGGCCAGACGGAAGCCACUCCUCAGUAAAAGGCACAUGACAGCCUGCUUGGAGUUUGCCAAAAGGCACCUAAAGACUCUUAGACCAUGAGAAACAAGAUUCUCUGGUCUGAUGAAACCAAGAUUGAACUCUUUGGCCUGAAUGCCAUCGAACCCGAUCGAACAUCUCUGGAGAGACCAGAAAAUAGCUUUGCUGCGACGCUCCCCAUCCAACCUGACAGAGCUUGAGAGGAUCUGCGGAGAAGAAAGGGAUAAACUCCCCAAAUACAGGUGUGCCAAGCUUGUAGCGUCAUACCCAAGAAGACUCGAGCAGAGAGGAGCUGGAGUGGAGUGAGCUUUCUCGCCCGCUCCAAUUUUGCUCCAGUAGCACUCCAAGUAGCGCUCACUUCAUGAGCUCAGGGCACGCCAUCCCAGCAUGCAUUUGUAGUCUACUUGUGCGCUGCUAUAGCCCCUUGCUUUAGCUACUGUCAUGGAGUUCACUAAAUAUUUCCAUAAAGAAACUGAUAAAACACACUGGUGCAAAAUCAAGGUGACAUUUACAUGGAUGAGGAUUAAGAGCAAGAGAUGGAGUUUGGUUAUGUAGUAAAGUAAAGAAUCAUUGUGGAAUCUGAAAAGACACGUAUCCCCGGAAGCAUGAUGGUGUACUUACAACCUGCACAUGCUAACAGAAAGGAAGGAGCUGGGUAGCUAGCUAAAUGUGUCAUUGUAGCAAAGUAUUUAUAGACAAAAAAAUCAGAUCUCUUAAAAGUUUCGUUCAUUUUCAUUCUAUUAUCUAUACAAUAGGCUAUCAUUAAUUUUGGCCCAAUAGGCCUGGCAUAUUACCUCUUUGAAGGAGCUUUCAAAUUUUGAUUGGGUUAUUUUGCCUAAAAACCUUUAGGUCUACCUAUAGAAAACAAAAAAACAACAACUCCGCAGCCCUGCCCAGCCUGGCAAGAGUGUCCCGAAGGGUGUUUAGCAUCCCCAGUGGCUGUGCAAGCACGGCUCUCCAGGCACCAUCGCAUGAGCCUGAAGCCACAGACUCCAGCCAAACUCCUGUUUCUAAAAAUGAAUUCAACGGCACUGAGCCUAAUGAGGCAUUUUCCGUUUAAUUUGUAUUUAAUUCUAAGUCACAGACUGUAUGCACAAUUUAUAGACUAUAAUGAUUUAAUACAAUGAAAUGUCGUUUAAAUGCUGAGCCCUUUAUGUCCCUACCAGUCUAGUGUGUUGCUCUCGCUAAUGUUUCACAAUGUAUUUCUGUGUAGGCUUAGCCUUGAAAUAAUCAAUAAUAAUAUAGCCUAAAUAAUUCAUUUUCGUUCCUCCUUAGGCUCCCUGUCUGUCUCCUGACCUAUUUAGAGUGUUUAUAUGCUGUUUAAUACGACAUGUAGCCUGUUUCAAAUGAUGAGCGCUUCUUACUGUCACCUUUUCAUGUUGUUUAUUAAAAUACUUUUCAUUUAAAUCAUAGGGUUUGGUUUCAAUACUUCAAAACCAAAUGGUAGGUCCAGGUAGUCACAAAAAUAGAUGGGUGUUGGUUAAAUUGAGAUUUUGAAGUUGGAGCGGCAGUUUUUUUCUCCUAUGAGCGAGGAGUGGUUUUUAGCGGAGCAGUUGGAAAUGAGCACUGCUCCGUGAGCGAUGAGUGGGAUUUCUGACCACUCAACUCCCCUCACAGACUCUGAUCGACACAGGGGCAGCGGUAUCAUACUCUGAUCAACACAGGGGCAGCGGUAUCAUACUCUGAUCAACACAGGGGCAGCUGUAUAAUACUCUGAUCAACAUAGGGGCAGCUGUAUAAUACUCUGAUUGACACAGGGGCAGCUGUAUAAUACUCUGAUUGACACAGGGGCAGCUGUAUAAUACUCUGAUUGACACAGGGGCAGCUGUAUAAUACUCUGAUCAACACAGGGGCAGCUGUAUAAUACUCUGAUCGACACAGGGGCAGCGGUAUCAUACUCUGAUCGACACAGGGGCAGCGGUAUCAUACUCUGA